Messenger RNA from Photinus pyralis (common eastern firefly), 1765 nucleotides. RefSeq names its product 4-coumarate--CoA ligase 1-like. The transcript is spliced from 6 exons. Gene Ontology annotation, molecular function: long-chain fatty acid-CoA ligase activity. Gene Ontology annotation, biological process: long-chain fatty acid metabolic process; fatty-acyl-CoA biosynthetic process. The record is from RefSeq and is a predicted model, not a curated record. The coding region runs from base 102 to 1712 and encodes 536 amino acids. Lineage: Eukaryota; Metazoa; Arthropoda; Insecta; Coleoptera; Lampyridae.
AUUACAGCGUAAUUAUUGAUAAUUUCUUAUCGCAAUGAUAAUACGGAUCAGAUCCGCUGCCGUUAGUCACCCAAACACUACAAUUGUUGAGUGCAAGCAAGAUGAGUGGUUUACAAGAUUCCAGUGACGAUGACAGGAUCGUGCGUAUGCCCGAUUUGGAUUACACCCCCGAUCCGAGAGGCCUGGGAUUCGUCCUACACGCCUCCAUGAAAAAGCACCUGGACACAAUUGCUCAGAUUGACGGCGUUACCGGAGAAACAGACACCUACCGUUCUCUACUGCAAAAAUGCACACGGGUCGCCCACAGGAUGCGAGCGAUGGGCGUAACCGACGAGGACGUCGUGACGAUCUACACCCACAACCACCUCAACGCGUGCGUGCCGUACCUGGCCGGUAUGUUCCUGGGGGCGAAAGUGAGCGGUCUCGAUCCCAGCUUGAGCGUAACCGACACGGCCCACCUUCUCCGCCUGGCCAAUCCGAAGUUGGCGUUCGUGGCGCCCGAGCUUAGGACGCCGUUCCGCGAAUCGCUCGCUCGAAGCGGAAGCGACACCAAGGUAAUCACCUUCGGACCGGACUUUGACGAGCUCCUGGCACCGAUCGAAGACGAAGAUCGGUUUAGGCCCUACGAGGCGAAGGACCUGAAGGAAACCUGCAUAAUAUUCUUCAGUAGCGGAACGUCGGGAUUGCCGAAGUGCAUUUGCACGCACCACUACGGCUUCAUGUGCCAGUGGAAGCUCUUUCUGGAUUGCGGCUUCGUGCAGGAUGUUUACUUCGUCUUCUCCUCUCUCUACUGGGUGUCUGUGGCGUCGUGCAUCUGCUCAGUUGUGCUGGGGGGCAAAACGCGCCUUUUUAUCCCGAGAUUCAGUGUCGAGGCCGUAUGGAAUGCGAUAGAUAAAUACAAGCCCACCUUGAUCGCCGCGGUACCAUUUCACCUGGUGUCCGUAAGCAACGCCAGGCCAAUAGAUGUCGACACAAGCAGCUUGGUACAUAUAUUAGUGGGCGGAGCCGCCCUAAUCGAGUCGCAGCUUAAAACCAUCCGGAAAGCGUUCCCGGACAGUGAACUCUACACAGGGUAUGGACAAACCGAAAUGGCAGUCACUAUCACAGUGUUCAAACCGAACAGCCCCAGAGAUCGCGAACUCAUUCGGAAGAAACCCACCUCCUGCGGUACUGGUUGUCCCGGUAUUUCCUAUAAGAUUGUAGAUCUACAAACGCAAGAACUUCUAGGCCCCAACCAGCAGGGGGAGCUACGACUGAAAACGAAAUUCCACCUGAGCGGCUACUACAAGAUGGACUCCUCCCACUUACUCGACGAAGACGGAUGGUACAAGACCGGCGACGUGGUUUACUACGACGACGACCGCUGCUUCUACGUCGUGGACCGUCUGAGCGAGUUCCUCAAGUUUCGGGGCUUUCACGUGCCCCCCGCGUGGAUCGAAGACGUCCUCGCCGCCCACCCGCAGAUCGCCGGAUCGUUGGUGAUCGGGCUGCCUCACGACCUCGACGAAAACCAUCUGAUGGCUUUGGUGGUGUUAAAGGAUCGGGCGGCGAACGUCGAGGCGAAGGAGAUCGAGAGGUACGUCGAGGAGAGGGUGGACGACAGGAAAAGGUUGAGGGGCGGCGUCAAGAUUGUCGAUGCGAUUCCGCUGUCGGACGCCGGUAAAAUGAGAAGGAGGGAGAUUAGGAAUAUGGUUUUGAGGGGGGAAUUGUAAAGAUCGAAAUUUUGUCCUGUACUUGUAUUAGUUGCAUUAAAAUAAAUAUAUAU